Polychytrium aggregatum is the source of this 987-nucleotide messenger RNA. RefSeq names its product WD40-repeat-containing domain protein. The transcript has a single exon. NCBI's taxonomy places the organism in Eukaryota, Fungi, Chytridiomycota, Chytridiomycetes, Polychytriales. Gene Ontology annotation, molecular function: protein binding. The annotation marks the transcript as partial. The record is from RefSeq and is a predicted model, not a curated record.
AUGGCGCCCCAAACAACCCUUGCACACAGCGACUCGCCCGCCGGCGACAAGGUUGAGGACUUUCGAAUCAUUGCCGGCACCUACGAGCGUCUACUCUACGGCAUCGACGCCUUCUGGACCGACGCCGGGUCUUCUCACCAGCCCGCCUCUGAAACGAGCCAAGAAGCCCCGGCCCCGCCUGCCCCGAUCACCCUCACGCCCGUCUUCAUCUAUCCGUCGCACAUCACCUGCAUCAAAUGCCUUGCCACCACCGGCCGGUUCCUGGCGACGGGCUCGACCGACGAGCACAUCAAGCUGUACGACCUGCAGAUCCGUAAGGAAAUCGGGUCGCUGAUGCAUCACAAUGGGUCGAUCACCUGCCUCAAGUUCUUCAAAAAGUCCCAUCUGAUUGCUGCCUCCGAGGACGGUACCAUCUCGAUCGUGCGCACCCGCGACUGGGAGCUGCUAUCGACCUUGAAGGGACACCGAGGUGCCGUGGACUGGAUCGACAUCCACCCCUCUGGCAAGGUGCUGUUGAGUGUGGCGAGAGACGGUCUCUUGAAGGUUUGGGACAUGGCCAAGGCCGUCUGCGCCCACUCAACUAAGCUGCCCAAACCUGCCGAGCGGGUGUGCUGGAGCCCCGACGGCGAUUACCAUGCCGUUUUGAUGGACCGAGUCGUGCAAAUCUCGGAUGUCGACUCUGGCGAGGUCGUCGGCAAAAUCGAAGGCAUCGGCAAGAUCACGACCCUGGCGUUUGUUCGUCUGGGGGAUGCUGCCGGCGCCCUGGGCGAAGGCGUUGAUGCGACCAGCCAAGUUGUCUUGACCGGCGGCGAAGACAAAACCGUCGGCGUUUGGUCGCUCCAAGGGCGCUGCCUGGCUCGCUGGGAUACCGGCCACGGCUUCCGCGUCAAAGAUCUGCAUGCCCUCGAGGGCUCUCCUGACUCUGGGGUUGCUCGGCCAACGGUGAUCGUCACUUGCUCGUCGGAUGGUGGCAUCCGCUUGUGGAAC